AUGUAUAAAAAACAUAUAGAGAAAGGGUUUCCAACCUCUCUUAUCCCUCUUGGGUUCUCGCAUUUGAAGUCAAAUUUCCAUUAUUCUCGGCAUGUUGCUCGUCAGACUCGUUACUUUAUCAUCGUCUUCGUCCAUCGCAUCAGAGAUAGAGCUUACAUGAUCAUUUCUAGCCAAGAAAACGCUGCAGAAAACUCCGUCAUUCACGCGAUCGCAAAGAUUGAGUUUUUGAAGUUAUUAACUUACCCCAUACCCCUUUCUUUUGCGCAACCGACUUAUCCGACAUUCCGAUCAUUCCGCAUAACUGUUAUAUGUCGGUAUUCCCUCUUACCGCUUUAUCCUCCAAGAUUGCGUGAAAUUGAUCUAUCUCUCGAGAUUGACCCGACAUUUGGUUCGUACUCCGUACCAUUAUCAGUAAUUGCCGCCGCUAAUGACGGGUUCAAAGCGGAUAAUGUGGAUCGUCGCACUGACCACAACGCUUUGGAGUCUCCAUCUCGUACCUGGAGCUGUUUUCGGUGUUAA
Sclerotinia sclerotiorum 1980 UF-70 is the source of this 519-nucleotide messenger RNA. RefSeq lists its product with no specific name. The coding region runs from base 1 to 519 and encodes 172 amino acids. The record is from RefSeq and is a predicted model, not a curated record. NCBI's taxonomy places the organism in Eukaryota, Fungi, Ascomycota, Leotiomycetes, Helotiales, Sclerotiniaceae. The transcript is spliced from 2 exons.